Molecule: messenger RNA, 790 nt
Organism: Amoebophrya sp. A25
Lineage: Eukaryota; Dinophyceae; Syndiniales; Amoebophryaceae
Source: the annotation of a GenBank genome assembly
CGCUAUACGCGAUAGUGUAAGUCCAUACCUUCCUGCAGCAAGCGCAAGUUGCGGGUGUCCGCCUGAAAAUGCAGUGGGUCGUGUGGAGAUGACUCCCGCACGGACAAAGUCGUUUUCCGAGGUUUUAGAAGCUGGGCAGGAGAGCGGAGCAACGAGGGCCCUGCGAUACUCGAGCCCUUUUGGUGCGCGUGCCUUCCAUCAGCCUGGCGGAGAGGGCGAAGGUCUCACGCCGUUGGGAGGCCCACUCUGCUGGGGCUGCGGUCGUCGGAUGGUCUUCGAAGAAGAAAAAACGGACGUAGAAGAGGAAGCAGGAGAAGGAAGAACAGGGCAGACGAAGUCUGGCGCAGCAGGACCAAUGGUGGUUUCCCUCUCAGUGCUGUCUGAACUUGCGAAGAAGCGUGGGGAUCAAAAAUGCUCAUUGAAUGGAAGAACAUUGAGGGGGAGUGGGGACGCAGGAACGAGGCCGGUGGAAAGAGCUCCACUUUCGUACGGCGCCGAGAGUAAGCAGGGGAAUCUAGAAGAAAUUUUCGCCACAGCCUUGGCAGAGGCGAGAGCGAGUGCAGGUAACUUUGCCAUGCAACUGUAGCUUGUUUCGAUUAGCUAUGCUUGUCGCUUCAACGUUCGUCUCCGUCAGUCGAAGUCAAUAUGAUCCCUGCGCGGGGACUUCCUCGAUACAGCACUGUACUAAGAUUCACGACCAACAUUUUUCACAUUCACUACUUCCCUUUGAGGCUGAGUCCAUUCUUUUCAUUUUCUACUCCCACGACCGUACAUUCAGGAGACUCCAAAG